Messenger RNA from Mytilus trossulus (common blue mussel), 2244 nucleotides. RefSeq names its product probable serine/threonine-protein kinase pats1. The record is from RefSeq and is a predicted model, not a curated record. Lineage: Eukaryota; Metazoa; Mollusca; Bivalvia; Mytilida; Mytilidae. The transcript is spliced from 5 exons. Bases 1 to 2244 code for a protein of 747 amino acids.
AUGGAUAAACGUAUAGCAGCAAUCAAAGACGGUACAGAAAUAAGACGUUAUGUUAGAAUUCAGGUUAUUGGUAAAGAAGGAGUUGGCAAGUCGAGCCUUGUACGUAGAUUAGUUGGAAAUUCUAAUAUGAAAGUAAACAGCACGGAUGGAAUCGAUAUUGUUACAAAAUGCAAAAUAAGAACAACUGAUGGUAAAUGGGUUAUUGGAAAAGUUGAAACUGAGAGGGAUAAAAUAAUGAAAAGGAUACAAGAGACUGUUCGUAAAGAACCAAAGCAAAGCGAACCAGUUAAUAGUGAAGGAAUUCCAUGUGACGGAGAUAACACAGAAAAAGAAGCAAAUAUUUCAAAACAAGAACAUAAAUCCCCAACUAAAGAUAGAAUAAGAAUUGCAUCACCAGGUACAAAUACAGUAGAACCAUCAUUGACAGGUGAAAACAAAGUAAACAUAGGACAUAAUGUUACCAUCGUUGAAAAAAAGUCUGAAACUGACAUACCUAACGAAAAUGUUGGUGUUCUGUCAAAAGAUAUAAAAAAAGCCGACGAUUUAGUAAAAACUGACGAUAUGAUGAAAACAAUUACCGAACAAAUGGAUAAAAUUCUUUUAAAAAUCAAGAAAGAUCAAAACAAAAUGACAUCUGAGAGUUUAGUAGAAUGUGGUCUCUGGGAUUUUGCAGGUCAGAAAGACUAUUAUGCCACACAUCAAACGUUUUUAAAUCCACAUGCUAUCUAUCUUCUUGUUACAAAUAUAUCUGACGACAUAUCAGCUACAGGAGAUGAGACAGACUUUGAUUCAAUUGAAGAAUACAUUGACUUUUGGUUUGACAGUAUUCAUUGUUUGAGUACGAGUUCUCCAGAAAAGAAGACCAAUAUACCAAAGGGGUAUCCAAAACAUAGAUUAUACCCACCAGUUAUUGUAGUGUGCACUCAUAUUGACGAGUAUAAACCACAUAAGUUGGAAAUGAGAAAAAAAGAAUACAUCAACAGAUUUCAAGGCAUUUUUGGAGGUCAAGAUAAAGCUAAUCACAAUAGAGGCAUACAUUUUAUUUCUAACACAGAAUCUUUUGAACUCGACUGUAAAAAAUUGAAGGACACUAUUUAUGAAGUUGCAAAAGAGACGAUGUUCUUUGAGGAAGCACUCCCAACGCAGUGGAUUCAACUGGAAAAUGCGUUAAGCGUGUUGAAACAUGAAUCGAAACAGAAUAUAUUGUCAUUCCAGAACAUUGUGGAAUUAUCCCAAAUAACUUUCAUCGGAAAAGAACAACUUCUUCCUUUCCUCACUUACCAACAUAAAAUUGGGAACAUUAUUUUUUUCGAAGACAUUAAUGAGUACAUCAUUUUACAGCCAGAGUGGUUGGUUAAAUGUUUCAGGUGCCUAGUAUGCGAUGACCAUGAAUUCAAACGAAAUCAUGCAAUAGUUAACUCGACUAACUGGCAACAUCUGGAAAAAACAGGACAGUUAUCAGAUGACAUAAUUGAUAGGCUUUUUGAAAAAGAACCUGAGUUAGAGUUUGGAAAAUAUAAAACUCACAUACUUAAUGUAAUGGAAAAAUUUGAUAUUUUAGUAAAACCCAAGUUUAAAGAUACCAAAGACAAUUCGAGCUCAAUACCAGACUCAUACUAUAUGCCAUGUAUGAUUAAACAACAAUCGACUUCUCUCGAUAGUAUUAGGAACAUGUUUGAAGGGGAAAACUGUAGAUUUAGUUGUUCACCAUGGUUGAUACUUGAAUUUAAAUUUCUCCCCCUGGCUUAUUUCAAUCACAUUUUAUUCUAUUAUUUUACAAGAUAUGAAGUCUGUGAGAAAAAGGCACAGAAAACAUUAUAUAGAGGAAAGACACUGGUCAAUUUAGAUAAAACUGGACUCAGAAAGUUAUGUAUCUGUUUCUCAAAGAAUGCCAUAGCCUUACAGGUAUGGACAUUAUCGGAUGUAGAUGAUAACAUAAAUAGAACUAUUUUAGAAGAGCUAUGUAAAAAGAUUGAGGAGUUAAAGGAAAGAUUAAGACAGAGCAUAUCUUACGAUAUAAAAGCAAAAUGUAGCAAAGGUGACUACUCUAAUAAAGAAGGCAGAAUGACCUUUGAAGAACUUGGUGAAAAGUGUGAAAAUGGACACUACGUCUGUUCUGAACAUAAUGAAAGGCAUAGUAAAGACGACUUAGAGAAAACCUGGUUACAGCAUGCUGACAUAGUAAUGGCGAAACUAAAUACAGAGCAGGCUGAAAAAAAUCCACAGAAUAGUAUAGGUAAUUGA